This is a messenger RNA of Ectocarpus siliculosus, 2588 nucleotides long. Lineage: Eukaryota; Phaeophyceae; Ectocarpales; Ectocarpaceae. The record is from the annotation of a GenBank genome assembly.
AUGCCGCUCGAUGGGUCGAGGGUGCAGGGAACGGUGGGACGCAGCUGCGUCGUGACGGCCGUCGCGCAGAAGGGCACAUGGCUCCAAGUGCGUGUGGGCGGGGCGAAGGAAGGAUGGAUGCAGAGCCAGUUCUCAGACGGGACGGUUACCCUCGCGGAGGUUGAUAGCUAUCGAAGACACGAGGAGUGGGGUGGGUUUAACCACUUUUUCUUGGGCGGGAGGGUGAUGAUGGGGAGCGACGUGAGGUGGUUCCUCAGCAGCAACAUCACGCUCACCGUUCCUUCCAUGCUAUUCAUCUGGGAGAUGUUCCAAGGGUUUCCGGUGCGCGGGGGAACGAUUCUCGGGUGGAUUGGGGUGUCGAUGUGGGCCUUCGCCAUGCUGAGCCUGUGGAUGACGGCCUUGACGGACCCGGGAAUCAUCCCUCGUAACCCUUCCAACGAGCGAGCACCGCCUCCAGUGGGAGAGGCUAUUGGGUUGCACGGCUUCAAGUACUGCGAGACUUGCAACAUCUUCCGCCCCCCUAGGUCCAAGCAUUGCCAGUCGUGCAACAAUUGCGUCGACAGGUUCGAUCACCACUGCCCAUGGGUCGGCAGCUGCGUGGCGGUCCGGAACUACCGCUACUUCUUCGCCUUCGUGGGGUCGACGGCGCUGCUCAUCUUUUUCAUGAUGGCGGCGGUGCUGGCGAGGCUGGUGCUGAGGGUGCUCGUGGACGGCGACGGGUCGGUGGAGAGCAUCUUGGAGGUGGUCGCGUCCGGCCCUGUGGAUCUGCUGAUGACGGCGAUGGCGCUGCUCGUGGGGAUCCCGCUGCUGCGACUUUGGUGGUACCACCUCCAGACGAUCCUUUGCAAGGGGCAGACCACGAACGAGGACAUGCGAGCGGUGUACCGAAAUCACCACAACAGCUACCACAAGGGCUGUUGGCAGAACUCGGUCUCCCUGCUGUGCGCCCCCGCGCCCCGCUCCCGCCUCCCGGACCUGUCGGAACGGGUGUACGUGAACGAGCCUCUAGCAAGCCGCGGGAGCGGCACCCGCUGGGGCGACGGGGAGCGGGGGUCUCGAACGUUCUCGUGGAUUUCUCCCGCCGGCGGGUUCGGAUUCCUGGGAGAUUCUGACGGGGACUGCUCCGACCAGCGGCGGCAGCACCAGCAGCACCAGCAGCAGGGCAGGCCGCCGCGGGUUCUGUCGGCGGGGGGCAGCAGCCGGCGGACGAACAGCGCGGGGUCGUUCGCGAGCGCGAGUUCCUUCGUCAGCUCCGCGGGGGAGGCGUUGUCGGACUUGUCCGAGUUGUCGGUGGGAGGGGGGGGCGGGGAAGGGCCGGCGGCGGCGGCGGCGGCGGGAGGGGGGGAAACCCCGGUUGAGGCGGUGGUAACGGCGGCGGUAACGGCGGCGGCUUCGGAAUACAAUCAGGAUGGUGGUGGUGGUGGUGGUGGUGAUGGUGGUGAUGAGGAUGGUGAAGAAGAAGAAGAUGCAAACGCAAACGCGUCGUCAACGUCAGAGGGGCCGCGGGAGGAAGAAGAGAAAGGGGUAGAAGAAGCGGCGCCAACGCUGGCGAUUAGCACCGGGGGGGAGUUGCAAUUCUCUAGUCCUCCUGCGGGUGAUGAAAAACGGGAAGCGGGGAGAGAAGGGGCAGCUGACGAGGAGUCGCCACUGCUGGGAGCGCCGGAACCACCCCGAACACCGCCUUCCACAGCCUCCGCAUCCUCCCCGCGUGCGGGGGACGUGCACGGUACGUCUCCUACCACCGCCGCCGCCGCUGCUGCUGUUGCUUCUGACGCGCUAGCCGGUGCGCCAGCACAGCCGGCCGCGGACCCGAACGAGAUCGACAACGACAAUCCUAAUAGCACGAUUCCGACGAUAGUUCGCCACCUCAGCAACAGCACCGACAACUCGUGGCACGGCCAGGCCAAGAAGGUUUCUAGCCCGUUGGUCGGGCUGUCGUACACCCACAGCCCGCUCUCGGUACGGUCCAUGUCCGACGAUGCGGGCAGCGGCGGCGGUGGCGGCGGCGGUAGCCGUAGAGGUAGCGCAAGGGCUUCGGCGACCGCGACAGCGGCGGCGGCGGCGGCGGUGGCGGCGGCAGCGGCGGCAAGGGACGGCAGCCACUCGUCGGGCGAGCUUACGUACUCGCCGAACCCGUCCGCUGCGGCGCCCGAUCCCGAGGAGGAGGAGGUUGUUCCUUGGACCAAAAGCAGUAGCGGCGACGCGAGAGCACCGUCCGCCGCUCUUUUCAGCGAGGAGGGCGGCGGCGACCGAGGGAGUUACAACAACAACAACGCUCGGGGCCAGGGUGGGCAAGAGGCAGCGGCAGGGUUCUUUCCCCUGGAGGGGGGCAGCGACGCGGUGUUGCCGGAGGGUGAGGCGGCGGCAGCGGUGGCGGCGGCUGCUGCGGCGGCGAUGGGCGCGGCGGGUAACAGAGGGAGAGAUUCCGGGCGAAGGAGCGAUUUCAGAGCCGGCAGCACUAGCGGCAGUCCGUCGCCGCGACGGGACGGGCAGCAGCGGCAGCAUUUGUUGCCUCUAGAGAAGACCCUCCCGUGAUGACGGGCGUCCCGCCCGUGGGGGAAUUUCCUAGUUGACCGAUUUUUUUGGUG